CGGCGGCGGCUGACGGGACCAGACAGGACCGCGGGGGUGUUGCCACCUCCAUCGAGGAGCCGGGGCGGCCGCGGGCUCCUCAGAGCCGGGGCCCGGGGCCCGUGACAGGCGGGCCGAGGAAGGGCGAGAGGCGGCGGCGGCGACACCAUGUCAUCCCCUAGUCCGGGCAAGAGGCGGAUGGACACGGACGUGGUCAAGCUUAUUGAGAGUAAGCAUGAGGUCACUAUCCUAGGAGGACUCAAUGAAUUUGUAGUGAAGUUUUAUGGACCACAAGGAACACCGUAUGAAGGCGGAGUAUGGAAAGUUAGAGUGGAUCUUCCUGAUAAAUACCCUUUCAAAUCUCCUUCUAUAGGAUUCAUGAAUAAAAUUUUCCAUCCCAACAUUGGUGAAGCGUCAGGAACUGUGUGUCUAGAUGUAAUUAAUCAAACUUGGACAGCUCUCUAUGAUCUUACCAAUAUAUUUGAGUCCUUCCUGCCCCAGUUGUUGGCUUAUCCCAACCCCAUAGAUCCUCUCAAUGGUGACGCUGCAGCUAUGUACCUCCAUCGACCAGAAGAAUACAAGCAGAAAAUUAAAGAGUACAUCCAGAAAUAUGCAACGGAGGAGGCACUGAAAGAGCAGGAAGAGGGCACCGGAGACAGCUCAUCGGAGAGUUCUAUGUCUGACUUUUCGGAAGACGAGGCCCAGGAUAUGGAGUUGUAGUAGAAAAAGCACCUGCUUUUCAGAAAGACUAUUAUUUCCUAACCAUGAGAAGCAGACUAUAAUAUUCAUAUUUAAACAAAGCAAUUUUUUUAUUACUAAACAAGGUUUUUAUGAAUAAUAGCAUUGAGAUAUAUAUAUAUUAUAUAUCACCCUUUAGAUCUUGAUUUCUUGGUCAUUUCUCAACCUGAGGUGCAUAGCAUAUUCCCACAUUCCAUUUUGGUAGCAAUAUGCGGUCCGAAUGCAUGCAUUGAUAAGUCCAUUUGGCCAAGUCAGCCUGUGUGCUACUGAACUGUAAAAAGGAAUAGCCGCUCUGAUAGAUAGGCCUGAGUCAAAAUAACAGGAAAAAGUCGCUUCUUUUAUUGAUGGUUCCAAAGAAACAAACCAAAACCAACCAGCUCUCGGACAUGAAGAUAGAAUAGUGCUUUUUCAAAACGGAAAGGAAAAAAUUGGGGAGGAAGAGGCCUGCUGUGGGAGCAUUCAGAGCCUGCCACGUCAGGAUCAGAGCUGCUCCUUCCUGUGCGUCCCAGGUGGCCCCACUUCUGUGGAGCAACAGUAUAAAACAGGGAGCUCUUUGGAGUAUGAAACUUAAAACGAUUUUUUUCGACUUGGAUUUUAAGUACAUUUUUAUAUGUAGAUUUCUGCCCUUCUUGCUACCAGGCCCUGCAGCCACAAGUGUUUUGUUUUGUUUGUUUGUUUUUGCUUUGGAGAACCUUUUGGAAAUGGUUUUGCUGAAUCUGAUUCUUUUUUCUUGGGGGUAGAACUUAUAUUCCAGACCAUUUUUUGAGAGGACAGGACAGGAGGAGAAAAGUGACUGGGAAGAAGCUUCCUCUCACGCGGCAGAGUCCACCCUCAUCGUGCUGUUGGCCACUGUGAGACCGCUGCCCUGGACUGAGAGCUUUAACUUUGAGGAUGCUCGUGGGGGGUUUUGUUUCGAGGUUUUGGGUUGUUGGUGGUUGUUUGUUUUUUGUUUUUUUUUUUAAUUUUGGUGUGUGUGCGUGUGUGUGUAUCGUGCUUAGGUUGCACAUUUAAUCUUCACCUUCCAAGAGAUGGCCUCCCCCUUGGACAGCCGCUCAGCGGACUGUUAGACUUGGGAAGAAGACCCUGCUGGCGGCUGUGCCUUCUGGGUCCUCUCACUCACGUUUUGACUGGGUUUCCUUCUGCUGGCGCCCUUGACAGCAGCCUGAGUCAUCAUCUGCCUGUGGAAAUGGGAAACGGGUAUUGUAGACCCAGCACACAUUCUAAAUUUAUAAUGAGUAAUAAUUGGAACAAAUAAAGGUUCUUGUACCCAAAGUGACUCUCCAUGGGAAAAACAGCUUUUUUUUUUUUUUUCCUGAGUGAGACUGAAUAGGAAGAAAGGAUUCAGAAAUACGAUGUAGAACAGGUUUUGAAGGAAGAGAAUUUUCUCUCCUGUGUAUGUUAAAAGGAAAUCAGACAGUUUCAAUGCCUGCUAAUCAAAUGUUUACUCAGCUAACCAUGUGUCCAGGUUGCUGGCAGAGUUUCUUUCCGAUCUGAGUGUUGCCUGCUGAAUUUGGAGAACUUCAGACAGUAGCUCUGGGGAGUUUUGCUUUUGUUUUUUGCCACAACCAAUAGGACAAUAGCAGAAUUAGCCGAUCCUGAAAUCUCCUGAAGAUGAUUUUUGAAUGUCCUACUGGGAGAAUUUAAUCUUUCUUUUUGAUGUGUGUUUUUAGUUUAGAAGUGCUAUAUUCCACAAGAUAUGAGUCACUGAAGUUGGAAGAUACCCUGUCUUUUUCACUCAGAAAGCACAAUCACUCUUUUCUUUGAAAAUCUGUAUAAAGUACAACCUGUUUUUAGCAUGAUUAUUUUCCUAAAUAAAAAGCAAAUAAUUUACUUAUGUUAAUUACGCGCAUGAAGCAAAAGGUUUUCUUAAAAAAAAUUAAAAGUGCAGUUAAGUAGGGCUGUGGUUAGUUCAUGUACUGAGUUAUCUCUCUAGCAUUUGUGGCUUGUUGGAAGGGUAGUAUUAACUAUUUAACAUGUAAUGGUGUACUUUAACUCUUAUCUAGCACGUUGUCUUCUCAUUACUUUGGGGGAGGGAGGGUCUCUGCUGGCACUGUCUAACUUGCUUACCUGCUGAAUUAGCAGUUUGCUUGUGCUAUAACCGUAAUCUGUAGGUGCGACUUAGGGUAGGCUUAAAGUGCUGGGUGGUGAUUUGAGUUCAAACAAUAAAAAAUUGUAUUUUUUCAA
Messenger RNA from Dama dama (fallow deer), 2901 nucleotides. RefSeq names its product ubiquitin-conjugating enzyme E2 H-like. Gene Ontology annotation, molecular function: ubiquitin conjugating enzyme activity. Gene Ontology annotation, cellular component: nucleus. The transcript has a single exon. Lineage: Eukaryota; Metazoa; Chordata; Mammalia; Artiodactyla; Cervidae. The record is from RefSeq and is a predicted model, not a curated record. The coding region runs from base 148 to 699 and encodes 183 amino acids. Gene Ontology annotation, biological process: ubiquitin-dependent protein catabolic process; protein polyubiquitination.